CUCACGGACGUGAUUCACAGCCCGGACAAAGCCAUGUUGUUGUUCAUCACUUGUUUUGCACUUGUUGCUUCGGCACUGGGAUGUGGGAGACCCUCAAUCAGUCCCCAAGUCAGCGGCCACAACAAGAUUGUAAACGGAGAGAAUGCUGUGCCUGGGUCCUGGCCUUGGCAGGUUUCACUUCAGGAUGGCAGGGGAUUCCAUUUCUGCGGCGGCUCUCUGAUUAACCAGAACUGGGUGGUUACCGCAGCUCAUUGCCGUGUGUCUCCCAGAAGCCACCGUGUGAUCCUGGGUGAGCAUGAUCGUCAAUCCAACCAGGAGCAACUUCAGGUCAAGACCAUCUCCAGGGCUAUCUCGCAUCCCUAUUACAACUCACAGAACUUCAACAAUGACAUCACCCUUCUGAAGCUCUCCUCCCCAGUUCAGAUAACCAGGACUGUAGCUCCUGUAUGCCUGGCCAGCUCCAGCACCAACGUCCCCUCCGGAACCAAAUGUGUCACCACUGGAUGGGGCAGGACCGGCCAAACCUCAAGCCCUCGUUACCUGCAGCAGACUUCCUUGCCCAUGCUCACCCCGACUCAGUGCAAGCAGUACUGGGGUUACAAUAGAAUCACCGACGCUAUGGUCUGUGCUGGUGCUUCCGGAGUCUCCUCCUGCCAGGGUGAUUCUGGUGGUCCCCUGGUGUGCCAGAGCGGUGGAGCUUGGACCCUUGUGGGUAUCGUGUCCUGGGGCACCUCCAACUGUAACGUGCGUACCCCUGCCGUGUACGCCCGCGUGUCCUACCUGCGCAGCUGGAUUGACAGGACCAUCGCCUCCAAUUAAGUUGCAAACCAAAUUUAUGCCUAUAUGAACCCCUCCGCUUGUCAUCCUAGUGGUCACCUGCGAUCUACUAUUUUGAUAAAACUGAAAUACUAGCAGGAUCUUUCUGUCCAUCUAAUUUGUGCACAAAUUAAAAACUUUAACUUUCA
Syngnathus typhle (broad-nosed pipefish) is the source of this 965-nucleotide messenger RNA. RefSeq names its product chymotrypsin-like protease CTRL-1. NCBI's taxonomy places the organism in Eukaryota, Metazoa, Chordata, Actinopteri, Syngnathiformes, Syngnathidae. Gene Ontology annotation, biological process: proteolysis. Gene Ontology annotation, molecular function: serine-type endopeptidase activity. The transcript has 7 exons. The record is from RefSeq and is a predicted model, not a curated record. Bases 34 to 819 code for a protein of 261 amino acids.